AUGACUUCUGUUUUACCGGAUCGGAGUGAAACACGAAAUACUCCCCGCUUCUUUGAUCGCGAACGCAUCAAUCUUGAAUCUCAUCAAUUGAUGUUUCUGAACACCGAACCAGAUCAACUUCUUUUCACAUUAAAUCAACUUCGGCAAAUUGUUGAUCAUACGAGAAUUACUGACACUAUCGAUGAAACUCUUCAAGCCAUCCAACAAACAACAGAUACAACAACAUUUCUUAUUUGUUUUGUCCAUCUUGGUGAAAUUCUUAUUCCACAAAUUCAUACUUUCGAAAAUGUUCGAUCAAUUUAUAUUUAUUGUCAUAGCCAACCAUACGAUGAACAGUGGUUAAAUGAAUAUCCGAAAAUCAAAAAUGUAUAUACGGAUCCAGAACUACUCGUGAAUGCUCUGCAAGUAGAUGUUGAACAAUAUUUACAAAAUGAAAAGAACGGAAUAUUUAGCGAAUUCGGUCGAGAUAAUUAUACCAGUGAUAUCCAUACAUUUUCUUGGUGGAACUAUGUGAUUCAUCUGAUUUGCCAUUUGACAUAUCCUGACAACUCUCGCACCAGUUUUGUUGAAAUAUUAAGGAAUUACUAUGAGGGCAAAGCAGUCGAAUUAAAAAUUUUAGAUGAGUUCAGUCGAGAUUAUUCCCCGAAUACUGCUAUUCUUUGGUACACGCGAAAUACGUUUCUUUAUCUCCUUAUUAAUAAAGCGUUACGUCAAAAAAACAUCGAAGUCAUUUUUCUAUGUGGCUUUUUUAUCAGAGACAUUUAUUCACAAUUACAAAAUCAAUACGAAAUCUUGAAAAUGAAACAUAGAAAUGAUCCGAUAAUCAAAGUGUAUCGUGGACAGAUUAUUUCAUUAAGUGAAAUUCAUUGGAUCAAAUCGUCCCAGUUCAUCAACACUAGUUUCUUUUCGACAUCUCUUGAUCAUUCUUACGCAUCAUUCUUACUUGGAUCAUCAAGUGGACCUGAUGAUGAAAACCAGCAUAUUUUCUUUGAAAUUGAAAUUGAUGUUCGAUUAGUUUCUCAACCGUUCGGAUCGAUCUCGAGUUUAUCUUAUUUUCCCAAUGAAAAUGAAGUUCUUUUAAUGAUAGGAAAUCAUUUCAAAACAACUAACUGGUUCUAUGAUGAUCAUCGAAAUGUGUAUGUGGCAAAUGUUAAACUUGAAGCCGAUCCUUCUGUCAGACCGAAACGUGAUUUUUUCGGCAUGUCUCCGCGAACGAUACUAAAAGUCGGUGUCAAUGAUAUUUCUCAGCAUUUAUAUCGAGUCGGUGUAGAAAGCAUUCAAUCACUUUUUUCUCAAUUAUAUCAACUGUUUCCAAACGAAAAAGAAUGGUUAAAUGCCAUGGAAUGUUAUACUUUAGCUACUCUUUAUUCACAGUUUCACAUCAAACAUUAUCCUGAAUAUGUUGAUAUCACUUUGUCACAGUAUCGACAGGCGUUGAUGAUCUAUGAAUUAUACUUAGAUGAUGGAGAAUUAUACUGUGCAAUUGAUAUAGCUCGAGUUUAUCUUGGCAUGGGUUCUAUUUAUCGAGCGUACGUCGAAGAUAAUGCACUCGCUAAUGAAUACUAUGAUCUGGGUAUUAUUUUAAGUAUUUCAUUACUUCCAUCCAUAGUUAAUCGAGAUAAACGAAUCGAACUCUAUAAUGUCAUAGGUUGGCUGUACGAGGUUAGAACAGCACUUGAAACUGAUCAAAGCAGACGAAGAGAAUUGAUUUUCAACGCAAUUGCGCAUCGAAAAACGCAAUUUGAAGAAAUGUUAACUUAUUCUUCAUAUAAACAUUCAGAUUUUAUUGAAUGUAUUUAUAGUUUAGCUAAACUACAAGCUUCGAUUGAUCUCAUAAGCGAAGCACAAAUGAAUUAUGAAAAAGUGAUUGAUCUUUACCUGAAAGAACCUGUACCAAAUUUUGGUUCAAGUGAAGGUAUUUACAAACAAUUAUCGAAGAUAUUUAUUGAAAGAAACGACUACACCACUGGUCUUUCUUAUAAACAAAAAGAACUUGAAUGUAAAACGAAAAACAUAGCACAGUAUUCAGGAUCAUAUAAAUUAGAUAUGGGUUAUUUCAAUAGAGAUGUGGCUGAGACGUAUGAAGAGUUAAGUGAUAUUUGUAUUCAGUUGCAACAAUAUAAAUCAGCACAUGAACACUUGAAGAUGGCAAUGCAACUCUACGAGAGUGCGGAUACUUGGAAAUCAGAAGAAAACCUUGCAAUUAUUACACAAAAAUUAAAAAGUAUCGAAGAAAUGUAUGAUGAAUGA
Adineta ricciae is the source of this 2250-nucleotide messenger RNA. NCBI's taxonomy places the organism in Eukaryota, Metazoa, Rotifera, Eurotatoria, Adinetida, Adinetidae. The record is from the annotation of a GenBank genome assembly.